CUUAAAUACAAGCCCACGAGGAAGCUGAGCUGGUCUGUAAUGAUAGGGCAGCAGCAGCAGCAGCGGCAGCGGCAGCAACGUUGGUAGAAGGAGGAGGUGGAGAACUGAGAGCGCCAUGAAUACACAGGUGUUUCUAAGUAGUAAUUAGAUAGCUGUGAAGGAUAAAAUAUACCUUUGAGUUUUUACCUGUGAAUGCAAUAGCGCUGAGGGAGGCAGUCUGAAAAGCAAAGAGGAAGACAUCGAUCAGUCACUCCAAGAGACACCAAAGUUGAAAGUUUGGGUUUUUUUUUUUCUCCCCUCUCUGUUUUAUUUUCCCCUGUGUGUCACUACUAUGGUCAGAAAGCCUGUCGUAUCCACCAUCUCCAAAGGAGGUUACCUGCAGGGAAAUGUUAACGGGAGGCUGCCUUCCGUGGGCAGCAAAGAGCCACCGGGACAGGAGAAAGUGGUGCUUAAGAAGAAAAUCACUUUGCUGAGGGGAAUCUCCAUCAUCAUUGGCACCAUCAUUGGAGCAGGAAUCUUCAUCUCUCCUAAGGGCGUGCUCCAGAACACGGGCAGCGUGGGCAUGUCUCUCAUCGUCUGGACGGUCUGUGGGGUCCUGUCGCUGUUUGGAGCUUUGUCUUAUGCUGAAUUGGGAACAAGUAUAAAGAAAUCUGGUGGUCAUUACACAUAUAUUCUGGAAGUCUUUGGUCCAUUGCCAGCUUUUGUACGAGUCUGGGUGGAACUGCUCAUAAUACGCCCUGCAGCUACUGCUGUGAUAUCCCUGGCAUUUGGACGCUACAUUCUGGAACCAUUUUUCAUUCAAUGUGAAAUUCCUGAACUUGCAAUCAAGCUCAUUACAGCUGUGGGCAUAACUACGGUGAUGGUCCUAAAUAGCAUGAGUGUCAGCUGGAGUGCCCGGAUCCAGAUUCUCCUAACCUUUUGCAAGCUCACAGCAAUUCUGAUAAUUAUAGUCCCUGGAGUUAUGCAGCUAAUUAAAGGUCAAACACAGCACUUUAAAGAUGCCUUUUCAGGAAGAGAUGCUAGUAUUAUGGGGUUACCCCUAGCUUUUUAUUAUGGAAUGUAUGCAUAUGCUGGCUGGUUUUACCUCAAUUUUGUUACUGAAGAAGUGGAAAACCCUGAAAAAAACAUCCCCCUUGCAAUAUGUAUAUCCAUGGCCAUCGUCACCAUAGGCUAUGUGCUGACAAAUGUGGCCUACUUUACCACCAUUAGCGCUGAGGAGCUGUUGCUUUCAAAUGCAGUGGCAGUGACCUUUUCUGAGCGGCUACUGGGAAAUUUCUCAUUAGCAGUUCCGAUCUUUGUUGCCCUCUCCUGCUUUGGCUCCAUGAAUGGUGGUGUGUUUGCUGUCUCCAGGUUAUUCUAUGUUGCGUCUCGAGAGGGUCACCUUCCAGAAAUCCUCUCCAUGAUUCAUGUCCGCAAGCACACUCCUCUUCCAGCUGUUAUUGUUUUGCAUCCUUUGACAAUGAUAAUGCUCUUCUCUGGAGACCUGGAUAGUCUUUUGAAUUUCCUCAGUUUUGCCAGGUGGCUUUUUAUUGGGCUGGCAGUUGCUGGCCUGAUUUAUCUUCGAUACAAACGCCCAGAUAUGCAUCGUCCUUUCAAGGUACCACUGUUCAUCCCAGCUUUGUUUUCCUUCACUUGUCUCUUCAUGGUUGCCCUGUCUCUUUAUUCGGACCCAUUCAGUACAGGGAUUGGCUUUGUCAUCACUCUGACUGGAGUGCCUGCAUACUAUCUCUUUAUCAUAUGGGACAAGAAGCCCAAGUGGUUUAGAAGAAUGUCAGACAGAAUAACCAGAACAUUACAGAUAAUACUUGAAGUAGUACCAGAAGAAGAUUGUCAUAAUUUAUGAACUAAGGAAUUUGAAAUCUUGGCCAUCUGCCCAAGGGCAGCGACACAAUAUGGAUCUUUCCUUCAUUUUCUGAAAAUCCAGAGAAUCGCAACUUUGGUGA
This is a messenger RNA of Lemur catta (Ring-tailed lemur), 1943 nucleotides long. RefSeq names its product solute carrier family 7 member 11 (gene SLC7A11). Gene Ontology annotation, molecular function: L-amino acid transmembrane transporter activity. The transcript has 12 exons. Gene Ontology annotation, biological process: amino acid transmembrane transport. Bases 332 to 1843 code for a protein of 503 amino acids. Gene Ontology annotation, cellular component: membrane. The record is from RefSeq and is a predicted model, not a curated record. Lineage: Eukaryota; Metazoa; Chordata; Mammalia; Primates; Lemuridae.